GUUGUCCACAGGUAACCCAAUCAUAUUUCUAUACGCGACACUAUUCAGUUAUUUACAUAUUUGUAUUUUCUAAUCUACGAAAAACAUCUUGUAUUCUUGUUUCAUGAUUAUUAUUUGUAUAUUUUUAUGUAAUAAUCGUAAUAUUUGAUAUUUAAAAUAAAAACAUUGUGGGGGAGUCAUUAAUGACAAGGCGUUCCUGAUCAGCAUUUUAGAAACCGAGUGUAGAUUGGAACCUAUACAAUAAUGGCGGGAAAAAUUUCAAUGUUGACAUCCAUUCUUCAAAGCUUGUCUGUUUUGCUCUUGGUUUUGCUCUGAAUAUUAGCCAAAAAGAAAGAUUUUGGACCCAGUUAUUGGAAAGAAUCAUUCCUUUAACACCAGUGGAUCAGAAUGGUACAAGAAUUCAACGUUUUGAAGUGUUUUUCGUGUAAAAGAUUUCAAGUUCAUCAAGUGAAAAAGGCCAAUAAAUGGAUAUGUAAAGUAUGUGGAGAAAAGCAGUCAAUAUCAAGGAUUUAUGGCCAAGGAAGUGCUCCUGAUUGUAGGAAGCAUGUACAGAAGCUAAACAAAAUACAAGGAGAGCGAGAACAGUUGAUAGCAGAAAAAGUCAUAGAUGCCAAUGUUGAAGAGUUUGAUUGUUGUGACGAUGAAGAGACAGACACUGAAAAAUUGGAACAAGAAAACUUCAGCAACAAAAGAGAUCAAGCUGGAAGUAGAUGGCAGAAGUUUAUAGAAACUGAAAUAAAAAAUGAAGAAAACUUGGAAGAAGAAUUUUGGAAUGGAAUACCUGUUACAAUGAACAAAAAGGCAUUUGAUGAUGGAACAAAACAAAGUAAGCAACCGAAAAAGAAAAUUACCCAAAGCAAUGAGGAAUUACUGCCUCAGAAGAAGAGAGUAAGGACUCAAGAUUUUGAAAAUGAUGAAGAUGAAUUCCAACAUAGAAAAUACUUGCCAAAAAGAGACUCACAGAAAGUGAAAGAGAUGAAAGAAAAAUCGAAAUCAAAGUGGGAAAUAUUCAAUUCAUCCCCAGAAGAAAUUCCAUGUGAUGAAAAAAUUGUGCCAUUUGAUGAGCAUGCUGGAAUAUCAACCUUAAAGUCAAAGAGAUUUGAUGUGGUCAAUUUGAAUGAUUCUUCUGCAAAAAAUGCCCCAUGUAAUAGUCAGAAUGUAAUGUCUUCAAAGAGCAUUAAUUCUCAAGUGAAUAGCAAAGGAAACUUAUGCACAAAUAACACUAAAGCUUCUCAAUCCAAGUGGGCAAAAUUUCUUGGUUCUUCUGAGUGCACACAAAUAGAAGAUGAAUUUGAAGGAGAACAUGUUGAAUCAUAUUCCAAAUUUGGUGCUUCUGAAAACAGUAUACAAAAUAUACAGCUCCUAACAAAAUCAGUGCCAACCUGUAAUCAAACUAUGGAUUCUAAGACUCUUGAAUCAAUAUGCAAUAUCAGUAAUGCUCAAUGUGUGGAAUCUAAUGAAGUCAGAAAUAGCAGUGGCAUUCAAAUUCCUUCCUUUCUCAUGAAUGCAAAAGCAACCAGAUCAGAGCAAAAGGCAGGUGAGUCGACAGACUCUUGCCGAUCAAAUCAGAAGCAAAAUCCUGUCACUUCAAAGGAUUUAUUUACAAUUGACGAUGAUGAACUUGGUGAUGAAUGGUGGAAUGUAUAAAUAUUAAAUAAAAAUAUAUAUAUUCCAAUAAUUUCAAGACAAGGAGGAGGACAUUGGGCAACUAUAUAUUUUUUAGGAAAGCAAUUGCCUGCCCAAAAUUUUACCUACCAAGUCUGAAAAUAAUGGCCGUUCGUUGGACAAUGUUGGGAUAGAAUAGACCCCUUGCAUGUGACGUCAAAGCAGCUCAAUGUUGAGGAUAAAACAAAAGAAUUUCAAUCUCCUGGGUUAGAAACCUAUUUUUAAGUCCUCCACUUUGAGCUACAUUCCGACAUGCUGUAAGGGGUAAAUUGGAACUUGYCCAGUCAAAUCUUUGCCUUUCUGGUCAUUUUGACCAGUACCAUUGAGCCAGAAACAAAAUAUACUGAGCUGAAACUAAUUUGGCCUGUAAUCAUGACUGGUGACUGACUGACUAAUGCCAUUUCUCCUUUUUUGCUUUUUAUGAGCUAAAACUCCACCACCCUACUAAUAUCGAGGUGCUUUCUUUAUUCCUGAUGUUCAUUUUAAUGACGGGAUGGGAUGGGAUGUGGUAAAUGUGAAUACCUUAAUGACCGAGCUCCAUCCCAUAUCUUUAUUUCACUCUGAAAAAAAACCUUUAAUUGGAAUCCAGAUUGAAGCCUUUUCCUUGUGACGCAUGGGUGAAACAGUGCAACCUUCUCAAAAUUAUCUUGGAUAGGAGGCUUACAUGAAAUAAAAAAGAAAUCAACUUUUCUCAAUGGAAACAAAUAGAAAUCGCAUGCCUGUGGUUUGUGCACAGGGAGCCCAAUUUAGAUUAAAGUGAAUGGUAAAAAUAAAAUCGGAAAAAUUAAAUAAUUAAUGAUUUUUUAAAUUCGAGAUCAAGAUAAUGUCAUCUGUAAUGCGAAAGAGUAAAAAAAUCAAUAAAAAAUGCACUAGAACAUUUUUUUCGCACGCGCCUUUGUUUUCCUACAUAAUUUCCCUAUGGUAUGCGAUGUUGAUCUUAUGUAUACUCUGACAAGCUGUCAGAGGUCGUCAUGCUUCACAUUUUUGUCUAUCGGGAUUCGAUUAUUUACCCCGGGGGGGGUACUCCCCUAUAUUUGCUAUACAGGUAUGGUUUUUCGGCUUUUGGGUCUGGGGUAGGGUAUCAUUU
Molecule: messenger RNA, 2752 nt
Organism: Actinia tenebrosa (Australian red waratah sea anemone)
Lineage: Eukaryota; Metazoa; Cnidaria; Anthozoa; Actiniaria; Actiniidae
Biological process (GO): mitotic G2 DNA damage checkpoint signaling
Cellular component (GO): nucleus
Molecular function (GO): chromatin binding
Source: RefSeq, a predicted model, not a curated record